Messenger RNA from Raphanus sativus (radish), 733 nucleotides. Its product is annotated as AT-hook motif nuclear-localized protein 21-like. The transcript has a single exon. Gene Ontology annotation, molecular function: minor groove of adenine-thymine-rich DNA binding; DNA-binding transcription factor activity. The annotation marks the transcript as partial. The record is from RefSeq and is a predicted model, not a curated record. NCBI's taxonomy places the organism in Eukaryota, Viridiplantae, Streptophyta, Magnoliopsida, Brassicales, Brassicaceae. Gene Ontology annotation, cellular component: nucleus.
UGUGUUAUGUCCGGAACCGGAACCGUCACUAACGUGAGCAUCCGUCAGCCGACAGCGGUCGGAGCUGUUGUGACUUUGCGAGGCACUUUCGAGAUUCUUUCUCUCUCUGGAUCUUUCCUUCCGCCGCCUGCUCCUCCAGGAGCUACGAGUUUGACGAUAUUAAUCGCUGGAGCUCAGGGACAGGUCGUCGGAGGUAACGUUGUUGGAGAGUUGAUGGCGGCGGGGCCGGUGAUGGUCAUGGCGGCAUCUUUUACGAACGUGGCUUACGAAAGGUUGCCUUUGGACGAGCAUGAGGAGCAGUUACAAGUCCAAAGCGGCGGUGGAGGCGGAGGUAAUAUGUACUCGGAAGCUACCGGGGGUGGCGGUGGCUUGCCGUUCUUCAGUUUACCGAUGAGUUUGCCUCAUAUGGUAGGUGAACAUUGGCCGGGGAAUUCUGCCGGCGCCGGUAGGGCUCCGUUUUAGCUUCUGUUUUUUAAAAAAACUUCUAUUUGUUUUUUUUUACUCUUUUAUUUUCACGGAAUUUAUGGAAUUGUAAUUUUUUCUUACAUAACAAUUGUUCGUGUAUUGAUCCUUCGUUACAUGUUUUGUUUUUAGUUUUCACUUAGGUUGCCGAUUUAUUUUUCAAGUUUCUAAAACUACAUUCGAAUUAAUACUAGCAUCUAUAUAUAAUCGAUUUGUUGUUUAUUUUUCUCAGUUAUUUUGUAUCCAUAUGUAAUGCUUCGAGUUCUCUGUU